UUCUAUUCAGAAGUAUUUCCCAAGGAGAGAUUAACAGAAAGAAGGAAGAUAAAAACGAUUAAGAGGAUUAAAUAGAUAAAAGGAUAAUUAUUAGGAUAGUUUUGAAAUUCUUUAUAGACAUUGGAGCAUGACAUAAUUAGUGUAGUAUUCAUUGAGUCAUUUUAACUCCAAAAUCUCGUUUCCAUCCCCUUACUGCCAAUAACAUGGCGCUCGCGUCAUUGCUUCAAUGCACUCCCUCCUGGUAACGACUCUUGUAGAAGAAAGCUAGCCGGUGCCAUUGAAAGUUCAUUUAAAUAUAAAUCAAUUAAAUAGAAUAUUUUCCAAACAGCAGAGAUUUAUUUUGAAAAUAAAACUUUAUGAUUAGAUAGCAAGAAAAUAGGUUGUUUUCAUUAAUAUCAUAUUUAUCACAAGUGGAAGUCAUCUUUCAUCUCUCUUUAUCCAUUAUUUUCAUUACAAGUGCAGUUAAGUGUUAGUUUAGUGUAUAAAUCACUGUGUGUAAUCAACAAUGGAGUACGUUAUGAUAAAAGACAUAAGACCCGGACAAAAAAACAUCAACGUAAUAUUUAUAAUUCUUGAGGUUGGUCACCCUACGAUCACCAAAGAAAACCGCGAAGUUCGAACAUUUAAAGUUGCUGAUAACACUGCCUGUAUGAAUGUGACAAUUUGGGAUGAACCAGGUCAAUUAUUAUCACCAGGUGAUAUUGUAAGAUUGACCAAGGGUUAUGCAUCUAUUUGGAGGCAGUGUCUUACCCUUUAUUCAGGAAAAAAUGGAGACAUUCAGAAAAUUGGUGAAUUCUGUAUGGUUAUUAAUGAGCAGUUGAAUAUGAGUGAACCUAAUCCAGCUUUAACACAACAAUUAUCUAAUCAAGGAGGUUCAGGAUCACCUGGAAAUAAUGUUAAUAAUUCAGUUAUUGCUCUUACAAAUAACGGAAAUGCCAAUAAUAUUACAGCAUCAACCAGGCAACCACUGGGAUUUCAUUAUCCUUUAGGAGUUGUUAUAUGCCAUUUGCUAGUCAAACUAUUUUUAGCUGCAUUCAUUAGAAAUAUAAGAUCAUACAAAAGAGGCCAACAACAAGGACGAUUAUCAUGGCAGAAUAUAUUAUCUGCUCUUGCUCCUCCAGGAAUUGCAAGUGGUUUAGACAUUGGAUUUUCUAACUGGGCCAUCUCUCUGAUAACUUUAUCCUUAUAUACUAUGACAAAAUCAACAAGCAUUAUAUUUAUCCUUGGCUUUGCACUCAUGUUCAAAUUAGAAAAAAAGUCAUGGUCACUCGUAGGAGUGGUAGUGAUGAUAUCAGGUGGUUUAAUAAUGUUUACAUACAAGUCAACACAAUUCCACGUAUUAGGAUUUUCUCUCUGUCUAUUAGCAUCUCUUUGCAGUGGAUUACGUUGGACAAUGGCUCAAUUAAUAAUGCAGAAAUCUAAAUUAGGGCUUAGUGGUCCUAUUGAUAUGAUGUAUUAUAUGCAGCCAUGGAUGUUGAUUGCUAUCAUUCCUAUGGCUCUGUGGUUUGAAGGUGAGAAAGCAUUAAUUGGCUUUCGAAGCAUUGAUUGGAAUAAACCGGAACAUGCCAUAUGGUCAGCUACUGCUAUCUUUAUUGGUGCCAUACUAGCUUUUAAUAUGGAAGUUAUGGAGUUCAUGGUAGUCACAUACACUUCUAGUCUCACCCUAGCAAUCCUAAAUAUCUUGAAGGAAAUAUGUAUGCUGGUUUUAGCCUUCGAAUGGAAAGGCGAUGAAAUCAAUAGCCUGAACUUUUUUGGACUAUUAUUGUGCCUUGGUGGUAUUUUAUUACAUGCAAUACAAAAAGUCCUGUUAAACAAAAAAGAAAUAACUGAAAAUCUUGAAUUACAUUCCGAAUCAAUUACCACUGUUGGAUCAAGUGUUGAUGAUGGUCAUGAUACAAAUAUUCCGCUUUUAAAUCAAAGAUCAACGUCCUUAAAUAAUUUAUUACAUUCGAAUUUUAGCACAGAUGAAGAAGAUGAUAGUAAAGAUAAAGAUGAUAGUUCAGAAAUUCUAUUCAAUAUAUUACAACGACGAGAACAAACAUAGUAUUAAUAUUUAUAUCUACUUUUGAAUCCAUUGAUUUCAUUUGAAAAUUAUUAGUAAUCUGAAAAAAAAGAAAUCAAUCAUUUUGCCUAUUUUUCCAUUAAAAUCGAUCAUGUUUUGCAAUGAAUUUAUGGAUUAUAUUUAUGAAAAUUUCAUUGCAUUUAUUGUAGGACCAUUGAGUUAAUUAACUCGAGUAUUCGAUUUUUUAUAUAAUGAUACACAAAACGCACAAAAACUUUAACAAAGACGUACUAAAAAAAAAUAUAACUAAUAUAUAGAUUAAAUUGUAUGUUGUAUAAACAAAAACAGAUUUUUAUUUAAUUCUAUUUCUUUAUUUCGAGUCGAGU
Messenger RNA from Chelonus insularis, 2388 nucleotides. RefSeq names its product solute carrier family 35 member C2-like. Gene Ontology annotation, biological process: UDP-glucose transmembrane transport; mitotic cell cycle checkpoint signaling; double-strand break repair via homologous recombination. NCBI's taxonomy places the organism in Eukaryota, Metazoa, Arthropoda, Insecta, Hymenoptera, Braconidae. The transcript is spliced from 5 exons. Bases 506 to 2044 code for a protein of 512 amino acids. The record is from RefSeq and is a predicted model, not a curated record. Gene Ontology annotation, molecular function: antiporter activity; DNA binding. Gene Ontology annotation, cellular component: cis-Golgi network; SOSS complex; Golgi apparatus.